AGAGUUUUAGUGUGAUAAAUAGUGAAAAAGAGACGCGUCCAGUCCGUGUCCAGAUCGCAGCCCUAGCAAAGGCCCCUCCGUCCCCGUCGUCGUCCAAACCGAGUGCAUUUUUUUAUCUUGUCCGCCCUGGUGCGAGGUUGCAACCAACUCCGAUCCCCGAGUGACGUUUCGGUAGUAAAUAUUUAGAAUCGUUUACUUUGCCCCCUUUGUUUGUGUCGGUCGAGGAAAAUGAGCAGUUCUGAGGAGGUUUCUUGGAUCUCAUGGUUUUGCGGAUUACGCGGAAAUGAAUUCUUCUGCGAGGUGGAUGAGGACUACAUACAAGAUAAAUUCAACUUAACAGGUCUAAAUGAACAAGUACCACACUACAGACAAGCCUUAGAUAUGAUAUUAGAUUUAGAGCCGGAUGAUGAAUUGGAUGAUAACCCUAAUCAAUCAGAUUUAAUAGAACAAGCUGCAGAAAUGCUUUAUGGUCUGAUACAUGCCAGGUACAUUUUAACAAAUCGAGGUAUCGCCCAAAUGAUAGAAAAAUACCAAGCAGGAGAUUUCGGACACUGUCCAAGAGUGUACUGUGAAUCACAACCAAUGUUACCUUUAGGUUUAUCUGAUGUUCCUGGCGAAGCAAUGGUGAAAUCGUAUUGUCCAAAAUGCAUGGACGUGUAUACUCCAAAAUCAUCAAGGCACCACCACACAGACGGCGCAUACUUUGGAACUGGCUUUCCACAUAUGCUCUUCAUGGUGCAUCCCGAAUAUAGACCAAAGCGUGCCACAAAUCAGUUCAUUCCAAGAUUAUUUGGUUUCAAAAUACACCCGUUGGCAUAUCAGCUGCAGCAGAAUGCAGCUUCGACGUUCAAGACACCACUUCGGGCCAGCUUUGGAUGCAAUAAUGGCAAACGUUAACGAAACCCAAUAAAUGAAAUUACAACAACUUACAUAAAA
Messenger RNA from Nicrophorus vespilloides, 936 nucleotides. It is a transcript of the gene CkIIbeta, whose product is annotated as casein kinase II subunit beta. Gene Ontology annotation, molecular function: protein kinase regulator activity. Gene Ontology annotation, cellular component: protein kinase CK2 complex; cytoplasm. The coding region runs from base 229 to 897 and encodes 222 amino acids. Lineage: Eukaryota; Metazoa; Arthropoda; Insecta; Coleoptera; Silphidae. The record is from RefSeq and is a predicted model, not a curated record. The transcript is spliced from 6 exons.